CAACAAAUGGGUAGGGAAAUUGUUCGAUCAGAAGGAAACCCGGGACAACGUAGCAGACUAUGUAAUUAUGAGGAGGCUCUUGAAGUACUAACUGAAGACAUGGGAUCGGAUAAAAUUCGAGGCAUAAUGUUGCGGUCACCUGAAUCAAAACCAACAAUGGUGCAAUUAGAGGCACAAAUAUUUCGUAAGAUGAAAAAUCUGAGAUUCCUAAUAAUUCAUAAUGUACAUUUCCUUGAGCAUGGAGGCCUUGAAUAUCUUCCCAGUGGAUUAAGAUUGCUUGAUUGGGAUACAUAUCCUUUUUCUUCAUUGCCAUCCAGUUUUUGUCCUAAAAAACUAGUUGUGCUCCGAAUGCCUCAUAACCGAAUGGAGGAACCAUUAAAGCAGAUUCGUGCACUUGAAUUCGUGACAGAGGUGGACUUCAGAUGUUGUCCAUUCAUUAGGAAAACACCUGACUUAUCAAUGUGUCCAAACAUAAAGGAUUUGUUUCUUACUGGGUGUGAAAAUUUAGUUGAGAUUGAAGACUCCGUGGGGCGUUUUGAAAGGCUUUUUGUGGGGGAACCAUAUGGGUUUCACUUUGGCCGUUGGACCUAUCAGGUGAUAACAUGGGGUUGUACCAGCUGGUGUCCUGGCCAACAGUAUCCUAGCUGUCAAAAUCUGUCAUUUGGGAAUUUGAUUGGGCUUAGGGAGUUGUAUAUUGGAACGAGUGAAAAUGAAAAGCCAUGUCGUCUUCCAGGUAGCAUCUAUAAUUUACAACAUAUAGAGAAACUCUUACUUUAUGGCGAAUUCAUAUUUCCAAGGGAUGUGGAGAUUGAUAGACAGCCACCGUGCAAUUCUCUGGGAGGCUUUUCCAAAUAUGUUUUUCCAAGCUUGAAAGACCUAACUCUUAGGUUCUUUUCUAAUCAAUCAGAAAUGGAUUUUAUUUUGAAUUAUUGUUGCCCCGUCACAUUGAAAACAUUAGACGUCUUCUUAUGCAAAGAUGUUACCCUCCCAGAAAGCAUAAGCAGAUGUGAGAGAUUACUUUCGCUUAAAAUUGCAAGUGGGGAAAUUCCUAGGCUUCCACGAAGUUUAAGAUGUUUAACUGUAUCAAAUACUUGGCCUACUCCGCUGAGUUUAAAAUCGGUCUUUCAUUGGUUUGGAGAAUUGAUAGGGGUUCCACCAAAUCUACCACCAUGUUUAGGUGUGACAAGCCACAGUACUCCCUCAUCUACUACAAUAUCCUGUGCAAGUGCUUUCCCAUUUGGCAAGAAAUAUGUCAACAAUAAGUUUGCAAGUUGUUUCAACCAUCAAAGGAAUGGAAAUUUCAUAUCAUUCUUAAUUGGUCCGGAAUUUCCAACAAUUGCUCUCUGUGUUGCUUUUUACUCAACUUAUCCUUUGCAAUAUUAUUGUCAUGCCAUCAUUUCCGUCAAUGGUAGUAAACAAACGACCAAAAGCAUACUGAUUGAAAAGUUUUUGCUUUAUGAGGACAUGAGUUUUUCUUGUAGCUCAUUGCAGGAACUAUUUGAGGGCUUCAAUCUUGGUGAUGAGAAUCUUGUUAAGAUCUUCUGUGAAACCACUCCUCCAAUGCAUGAUUCGUACUUAUAUUGUCGUGAAAUUGAAUGGAUAGGAGUCCAUGUACAAUGCAUUUGUCCUCCACCUCAAAAAUCCAGUAUCUUCCAUGACUACUAUUGUAUCCAACCCCGAGGCCGUCGAAUUUCAAAGAGAAAUGUGCACCAACGGCUUAGACCAUCUCUUCUCAAAGGUCCAAAUUUUAUCCUGCGUAGACUGUACAAUACCCAGUACCGUAGUACCCUGUGGCCAACCCCAAGUACUUCUCUUCAACCAUUACUAAAAGCAAGAAAAAUCAGCAACAAAAAAAGGCUCUUAGUAGCAAGGUGCCGCAAAUGUUUGUGUGGAGCUCAAACCUUUUGUUGGUCUCCCAAGGAGGUUGGCUCCACAUAUUCAGCAGGUUGGCUCCACAUAUUGAGCAGGACCAGUUUCAGUGCAUUCGAGCAAUUUGGAAAGUCGGAUUAUCUCAAGUGCUAUGAAUGGUGGCGGGUCAUCCUCGGUUUCUAAUUCAGAGCUUUCAAUGGAUGUGAAAAAUGGGUCUGACUUGGGUUUGGAAUUUGACUCAAACCAUUGGUGAUCAGUAUUCACAGUCAAAGAAAAGGAGAACGUCCUGAUCAAAUUUCGAAAAACAUGGCAAGCUACUGUUAUUACAUUGAAACUGUUUUCCUUUGUUGGCACACCCUGGAGGACCAUUGAUGAUGAACAAGGCAGCGGCGUUGGUGAAAUUUAUUGAAAAUGUAAAUGAUUGGCACUCCCUGGAGGAUCAUUGUGAUUAAAAAAAAGGAGAAAAAGGUUUCUGUUUAAGAUGUUUGCCUUAGAACUCAUUGCUAGACCCUUUCUUUUGGUGGAUAUUGGUGAUAUCAUGCUAUUCAAGAAUUGAAUAUAGGUAUUACAAUGAAUAGCCUUGUCCCAGCAAGUUAAGUGCAUUCAAGUACAGAGAACUUUGAAAUUUUUUGAUGAAUGAAUAGUUAUCCCCAUAAUAAGAUUAUUGGGACCCAAUAGAUUUAUCAUUCCCGAUAGUGAAUGUCUGAGAAUGAGCUUGACAUCAACAAUGGAUCAUUACCUCAUUGAUUUGUCAUGAAAACAGGUACUUGGAGGGAAUAAAGCAGGUCAUGGACUCGUUGCCGAAGCUUGGACUGAAAUGGUCAAGAUGUUCAAUGGGACUGAAAUGGUUAAAUGCUCUCAGGCAUAGAUACAAUCAUUUGAGAAGGCAAUAUAAUGACAUAAAGGUUCUUCAAUAGAGUGGGUUAUCUUGGGAUGAAACAGGAGAAAUGGUAACCACUGAGAUUAUGUCUAGGAUUCUUAAACCAAGGUGAAUUGUCACUUAUCCACUCUUGUAUCUUUAGAUUAUUUUGUUGUUCUAUUGUGCUACUUAUACAUAAUAAAAAAAUCCAGUUGCAUCCUGAUGCUUGGUCUCAUAGAAAUUAAUCUGUUCCGAGUUGGUUACAAAUUGCUGUUAUAUAUGUUGAAGGGAUUUCUAAUGAAGAUGCAGAAUUUCUUCAUGCAAUGCAGAUUUCAACAAUGAAGACCUCAAUUUGAUGAUUGGUAUAUUUUUUGUUUCAGAAUUGAGAGCUUCCCAAAUAAUUCAAAGAAUAUUAUUGUCUGCUUAUAUAUUCAUAUUUCAUUGUGUUGUUCCUUAACUUACUAUAUCAACAUUCUUUCAGUUGCAUCUGUCAUUUUCUGUCGUUACUAUCCAAAGUCUGAUGUCAUAGAACUAAUAAUUAUGCUUAUUUCUGCUUGAUUAAUGGAAAUCCAGCUUCUGUUGGAGGGUAUAACCAAGUGGUUCAAGAUUGGUUGCAUGUAAUGGUGCUAGUAAGAUUUUCUUUUCACAAGCCUAUAACAGGCUACAACAUUUGGUGAGAUUUUCCCCAUAUUUACUCUUUUUUAGAAUUCUUCUGAAGGUAUAAAAUUUCAUAUAACUCUCAUAAGUUUCAAAUUAAGAUCUCAUGAAUAAACAUACCAUAAUAGAACUCUCCCAAAUUUCAAAUAUUUGUUUUUGAUAUAUGGAAAUGGCAACACCAAUGAAAGGAAAAAUUACUAAAGUCACUCACUGGACAUUGAGGACUAUGAGCUAGGACUGAUGAUCUCUUUCUCUCUCUCUCCCUCUCUCUCAACACUACCUAUAGAUUGAAAGGAUUGGUACGUUCAAUUUAUGACUCGAUAGAUAUUUUAUGACCAUCUGCAUAAUUAUAGAUGAAGGCCAUGUGAAAACUACACUAGUAUAAGUUAAUGUAAAAACUUUGACUAAUUAGUGUUGUCAUAAGUUUUAAUUUCAAGAUAGUGCAAUUACUGCAUUUAGUUUUCUUGAAAGUGUCGUUUAAAAACUCUGAAAUCUCCCCAUUUCAAGUAAUGUUGGAGAUUGAUUUUGUAACUAUAGGAAACAAUAUAAUUGUUCCAAUUUUGCUUUGGUGCCCUUUAGAAUAAAUUCUUGCAUGUAAUGGGAGUUAUUUUGAAGUUGUAGGUGAAGAGGAUGACCAAUAUUUGCUAGUAGUGAUUCUCAUGGACUGUUAUUAUAUUAACCUUGAGUUAGAGCAAUUGCAUAGAAGGAAUAAGAUUGGUCCUACAUGCAAUGCUCAAGCUUUGUCCUAGAUGGUUGCAUCAUGCAGUAGAAGAUUUGGCAUUAUGAGUGGCAAAGAUGUACUAGAAGAUCAAAAUUUAAGCUUAAUGAAGAUUACACGGAAGUAAAGGAUCUCCCCAUUCGGAAUGGCUUCACUGGUGAUGAAAUUUACCAAACAGUGACCACCAAUGAUAUCUUUGGAUAACUUGUAUCAAGUGCUUUUGAACAACUCAGGCUUUGCAACCUCAUGAUGAAAGACCAGAGAGGCCUGUUAAGAGUGUGCACAGCUCCUGAUAGUUGACAAUUGGUGAUCACCGCUAAUGGGUUUUGGCAAGCUUCUUCCAAGAUGGGGAGGUGGCCGAGGUGGCCAGGGUGGCAUGCCAGCUUUUGUGGUCAAAUCACAAUCAGAUAUUGGAGGAUGCAAGUGUUAUUUGCUGAAGAAGGGAAAGGUACCUUGAAGAUUAGAAGUGAUAAUGGAAGACACUUCUGACUUGCUGAAGCAUGGGAUGCAAGAGUUAUUUGUUGUUCAUAACAGAAUUGGAGAAAGGUGUACCCACAUAUUGUCUUGCUCUAGGAUAUAACAAGGUUGACUUGGUGGAUGGAAGAGAAGUUUAGACUUGAACAGUGUUGACGCUUGGAACUUUAGAAGUAGGUAGCUGUCUCAUGCACUGGAUCAUGUGGAACAAUGUCAAUCUGCUUGACAAUCUUUUAAAUGUUUAUAGUCUAUUAGCUCUGUCUUAGGUUGAUAAUAAUCAACAUAGCUAAUUGCCAAUUUGGAAGAGUUGGUAAAACAAGGGUACAUGUCAAAAUAUAUAUGUAAUCAAAGGAACUGAUCAACUUAUUGGCAUUGAAUGACAUUGGGGUCUCCAGAUCAGUAACCUAGUGUAGUGAUAUUGUACUAAUGUUAUCUGCCUACUUUUAUAAAACAUGUAUUGUAACCUAUGAUGAUUGAUAGAAUAGGUUAAUGAAAUGAGGGUCAACAUGUAAAA
Quercus robur (English oak) is the source of this 5091-nucleotide messenger RNA. RefSeq lists its product as uncharacterized. Gene Ontology annotation, biological process: defense response. The transcript has 9 exons. The record is from RefSeq and is a predicted model, not a curated record. Lineage: Eukaryota; Viridiplantae; Streptophyta; Magnoliopsida; Fagales; Fagaceae. The coding region runs from base 7 to 2052 and encodes 681 amino acids.